Messenger RNA from Salmo salar (Atlantic salmon), 4280 nucleotides. Its product is annotated as C5a anaphylatoxin chemotactic receptor 1. Gene Ontology annotation, biological process: inflammatory response; phospholipase C-activating G protein-coupled receptor signaling pathway; complement receptor mediated signaling pathway. Gene Ontology annotation, molecular function: complement component C5a receptor activity; G protein-coupled receptor activity. The record is from RefSeq and is a predicted model, not a curated record. Gene Ontology annotation, cellular component: plasma membrane. Lineage: Eukaryota; Metazoa; Chordata; Actinopteri; Salmoniformes; Salmonidae.
AGUACUUAUGUCAUUUGUGUUUGUAUCUCCCCCUGUAUAUUUGGCAAUGCGUUGACAUUUUUACAAUUCCUGAUCAUAAGGAGGUGAGGUCAUGAUUGGGCGACGUGUCUGUGGACAGAAAUUGUGCGAAAGAAGAACAGUUCCUAUUUUUUCUGGUUAUGUGCAGAGUCAUCAACAAGAGGACGUCGAGCCAUACAUUUGAAAUCUAAGUCAUCUCUAAGCAUGGAUGAUUUGAGCUCGAUUUUCACUGAUGAGGAGUUGAGCCUCCUGAACAUCACUGAAUGGGAUUUUGUCAAUCCUGAGAACCUUGGUCCUGUGCUGGGGCCCCGUCACCUGUUCGCCCUGCUGUUCUAUAGCUUGGUCUUCCUGCUGGGGGUCCCGGGCAACGCUCUGGUGGUGUGGGUGACGGGCUUCCGCAUGCCGCGCUCAGUCACCUCUCUGUGGUUCCUCAACCUGGCCCUGGCUGACCUGCUGUGCUGCCUGUCCCUGCCCCUCCUCAUGGUGCCCUUGGCCAUGGACCAGCACUGGCCCUUUGGCCCCGUGGCCUGCAAGCUGCUCAAGGGACUCAUCUACCUGGUCAUGUAUUGUAGCGUGCUGCUGCUAGUACUUAUCAGCCUGGACCGCUGGCUGCUGGUCAGCUUGCCCGUGUGGUGCCAGAACUGGAGGAGGCCUCGCAAUGCCACCUGGGUAUGUGUCGGGUUGUGGUUCCUGGCCCUGCUGGGCAGCAUCCCCCAGUUUGUCUACGUGAAGGAGGUCCAGCUAAGCAUCAGUAAAUCAGAGUGCCUGGGAUUUCACACUAUAGUUAGCGGCUGGACUAUCACUACAGUACGCUUCCUGGUGGGUUUCGUGCUGCCAUUCAUCACCAUCGUGGCGUGUCAUUGGGUUGUGUAUAGCAGGGCUGGGCGGGGGUCUGGGGUGGGGUCUGGGAGGGUGAGUGAGGUUCGCUCCAGACGCACCUUGAGGGUCAUUUUUGCUGUGUUGCUGAGCUUCUUCCUGUGCUGGGUUCCACUGCACAUAUUGGAUUUCCUGAUCCUAUUGACCCCCCGGCACUCAUCGCACAGCGCCAACGUACAGCUGGCCCACACCCUGGCCCUCUGUCUUGCCUACUGUAACAGCUGCCUCAACCCUCUGCUCUAUGUGUGUCUGGGACGAGGCUUUAAGCAGAGUAUCAAUCGUUCCUUGCGCAGUAUGUUCAACUUCGCCACCGAGGAGCCGGUUCCCAGAAAGAGCAUGUCCAAGAGCACAUCAGAAAGAACCCAGGAGAUGAAAAUUAUGUGAAGUUCUCUGUGUGUGUGUGUGUGUGUGUGUGUGUGUGUGUGUGUGUGUGUGUGUGUGUGUGUGUGUGUAAACCAUGAGAACCUGCUGAGUCAGAGUGUUUUGUGACAUUUAAAAGUGCUGAGAGAUGUAAUUUGAAUCCAGUGUUAUGCAACAGAACAGGAACUUCUGCCCUCUCUGUAAUAUGUUUCCGCCAGCAAUCACACUUGUGCAAUUACAUUUGGCUUUAUCUGUAUUUAAGGGCUCUAUUCAAUCAGAUCUGCUUUAGCUGACAUCCCCAAAGAGGUUGUUUUGGCGGUGUGAAAGGUGGAACUGCGUUAGAGCUGUCAAAUCCACAAGCGGCUCCUGGCAUUACAGUAUACCUGAAGCGGACAUUGCCAUUUGCUACAUAGAGUCGCACGAACAGAAAUCCCAUGCAGCCUUGUUUACAAGUUCGAACAGUGGAAUGUGAGAUAUAAUCUAUACCUCAAUUAGGCUGAUAGAAAUCCUCAUUAUUUUGUUUAAUGAUUUUCAACUUGACUGUGUGGCUUCAUGACAAUGAUCAAGAGCAGCUGCUCACCGAUUGGAUAGCUCCAACGUAUUUACACCUCCAAAAUAUCACCUAUGUGAGUUUUUGUUAACGCCCGAUCUGAUUGAAUCUAGACUGUUGGGGGUCACCCUGGGGGUCGGGUGUGGGGCCACACCAGUGCCAUGAUUACUGUAUAUAUGUGGUAACCUUUGUAUGCUUGCAAUGCGCAAUGAUGGAAAAGUACUGGGUAAAUGGAGAUGUACUGCUUUAGUUCUCAGGCUGAGAAUUGUCUGCACCUGCUGAUAGUCACGCAGGCUCAAGGCCGAGAUAGUAGAGUGAGAAACCACAGUCUAGACAUGUUUUUCUCAUCUUAGAUACUUUGUAUCUAAUCCAAUGCAACAAUGUUAAGAUAUGAUUGACGGUAGGUUGCAUAAAGAGUGUUGUCCCCUGUUUCGCCACACAGAUCUUUACUAUAGACUACUGAGGUACUCUGUAUGUGAAUCUCUGUCUGCAAUUGCAUUGUAUUACUAAAGAGUUUUAUACCAAGGUUCCUGUGUCUGUGUCAUCUAUCUGGAAGACUGAUUGUUGAAGGAAACUUACAUCACCCCAUGCAAUGGACCAACCAACAUUUGGCGAGCUUGCCAGGAGUGAGUGAUCACUGCGUCUAGAUGAUCUUCGUCCCACUGUGCAGCUCAUCAAAUUAUAAGGUAAGCAGACGACUGUUAAACCAAAAGUCUGAAAUUAGAAAAAGCACUGUGUGGUUGAUGACUCAUUCCAGUAUGUAAGUGACACCUCACUCAUGGGGUUGAUAAUUACAGGAACAGUCGAUACCUACAUGUAUGUACAAGCCCGUAAUAGGAUGUACAUGUGAUAAAUGACCCAGAACCCCUGGUGUAAUAGUUUGAAAUUCCUGAAGGUCUAAUGUGACCUUGUGUGAGGAACUUGGUUAUAGAUUAGGAUGAACCAAGUCAGUAUGGUGUUCUUACCUGAGGGAAGACACUGGUUUUAUGUAUGGUGUUCUUACCUGAGGGAAGACACUGGUUUUAUGUAUGGUGUUCUUACCUGAGGGAAGACACUGGUUUUAUGUAUGGUGUUCUUACCUGAGGCAAGACACUGGUUUUAUGUAUGGUGUUCUUACCUGAGGGAAGACACUGGUUUUAUGUAUGGUGUUCUUACCUGAGGGAAGACACUGGUUUUAUGUAUGGUGUUCUUACCUGAGGGAAGACACUGGUUUUAUGUAUGGUGUUCUUACCUGAGGGAAGACACUGGUUUUAUGUAUGGUGUUCUUACCUGAGGGAAGACACUGGUUUUAUGUAUGGUGUUCUUACCUGAGGCAAGACACUGGUUUUAUGUAUGGUGUUCUUACCUGAGGGAAGACAUUGGUUUUGUUUUGAUAUAUGUAUAAUUGGUGGGAUUAUAGAUUUGGUGUGGGACAAUUGUUGUAUGAGUUGAGUGCAUUUAAUAACAGUGAAUGGAUAUAUGCUAGUCACUAUCAAGAAUUUCUAUGUACUGAAAUAAAUCGAGACUGGUAUAGACAACAAGUCUUUAAGACUAGUACAAGAAAGGGAUACAUUUGUGAAUUGCGUAUUGGGAAAGACAUGUUGUGAGUUUACUCUUCCAUUACACCCACAAGAGAGGAGACAGGGAGACCCCCAUACUGAAGUUAAAAUACAAUUGAAACCAAUUGUGGUUAUUUACCACACAUAUGUUGAACCAUUUACAGUAGCGUGGUUAGUGAAUAAAUGUAGUGAAACUAAAGAAGAAGAGGGGUUAGAGAAAAUAGAACUGCGUUGGGUAUAUCAUCCUAUUUUAGGUUCUACAACCCGUAUACGGGGAUAGAACUGGGUUUUUCUACAGUACCAUACAGAUAAGUCACUCAGUCCACAUUACAUUGAACCUGAUUAAAACAAAAUCACGGGACACCAUGACAGAUUCAACAUAAGGCAGUGCAGAGACAGUGGGUCCCACACCAAUGAAGGCUGGGCCUGACCUCUCUGACACUGGCCUGACUGAUGCUGACUUGGAGCUUUUCGUUGACGGUUCUGCAUAUAUAGAUCAAAUUACAGGGUAGGUUGUAUGAAGAGUGUUGUCUCCUGUUUCGCCACACAGAUCUUUACUAUGGACUACUGAGGUACUCUGUAUGUGAAUGUCUGUCUGAAAUUGCAUUGCAUUACUAAAGAGUUUUAUACCAAGGUUCCUGUGUCUGUGUCAUCUACCUGGAAGACUUAUUGUUGAAGGAAACUUACAUCACCCCAUGCAAAGGACCACCCAACAAGAUCUUAGUUUAGAUUUUAGUUCAUUGUCAUAGAUAUGUCAUUUUGACAAAUAUGUCAUGUUUCAGCCGUUAGAUAAUAACAACAACUCUUAAUGAGCACACCACAACAUGAAUUGUGUCCCCCCCAAAAAUAUAAUAAAUAAAAUAAAUAUUACUGAUCUUGUAAAUACAUGUAUUUGUGUUGAAAUAAAAGUUUGUAUGAAAUCAAGUUGCUCUUUAAAA